AUGACCUGGGAAUUAAGCGUGUCGGUCCUAUUUGGGGUGGGCAUAGAUGUGGCGCAUCAGUACCCAGGCAUAUGGGACUUUUGCCAGCACUUGGAAGAUACCUAUCACCCCCAAUUCCGGCGGUUCGACGGCGCCAUCUGGGGAAUGCUGGGCCGAGAGAGACAGGAGUCUGUCAAAUAUUUCUGGGAAUGGUGUUUCUCUGUUGCUCGAGCCUGGAGAUCCCUGCGGACUGGAAAUAACGGAGCCGACAAUCCGACCAUCCAAGCUGUUCUGUGCCAGUUUUUGUCGGGCCCAUACAGCCGAAGAAGGAUGGAAAACCUCAAUGAGAUCCCAAAAGCUGUGAUUGCUGGUGCAAUCGUGCAGACGCUAUGCUGGCUCUCGGCUGCCGUCAAACCAUUGAUGUACGUGCCUACACCACAUGAAGCGGCAGCACCACAAACACCACGACCACCAGAUACGCCAUCGACUAUAGAAGCGCAGGAUACCACGGGGCCUUUCACCACGACAGGCUCAGUGGAUGGGACGAUCGCAGCGCAGGCGAUGGACACGCCAGACCCAGCAUCGGCGACAAUUACCCAGACAACAGAUGAGAGUCAUCGGCCUGGUCUGGAAUUUUUAGCGGACGAAAUAUCACAGGGACACAGCACAACUCCAACCACAUCGGGGAUUGUGUUAGAGGUAGAGUAUGGCGAGAAAACAGUUUCCGUCGAGCAUCGUCUGGAAGACGAACUUGGGGACAUGUUCCAUGCAUUGUACGAGCAGGCCGCCAAAGGACGACAAAACGCAGAGCCGGUGGCCUGGAAGGCAGCAAAGCUUGAAGAAGACAUCCUGCACGAGUCACGGGUCACAUACUCUACCUUGAAGAAACACGGGGCCAUUCAACUGAAGUGGGUGGACACGAUCAGCCAGCAUAUGCACCUGGACCAGCGACGACGUGAGCUGUCUCUGUUUCGGUUCCCUUCUCUUUGCGCGGCAAGGGCCAAAGGCGCUACCCCGUCUAGAGAAGUCUCUAUGACUGCAAACAUCACGAACUGGUUGAUGCCUUAUACUGCAUUUCCUCAGCCGCCCUACCCGGCGCAAGACGAAGAUGUCGUAUGUCAGGAGAUCAUUCUGUCGUACCGUCUUCUCUUCAGCCAAUGUCUGGAAUCCCGCAAGCUUCUGGAGCACGCACUGGAGUUGGAGAAGGAAAAACUUAGAGCUGUCGAUCCAUUUAUCAUACAGUGUGUGGCGAAUCCGUCGCAGGACAGCAUCUGGGGUUGUCUCGGUCUUGGGACGAGGCGCUCCAACACCGUAAUGCGAUUCAAUAAUAAUAUACUUCCGAAGCACGUCAGGGAUGGUGACAGGAUCAUCGAAUGGAGCACGUAUUCCGCGUCCAUGGACUUUCCGGUAUUUGGAUGGCGGUUGAAGAUAUUGCAAGCAAUCGGGGGUAACCACCCGCCGACGGGCUUUGGGGACUAUUUGACAGACAGACGAUAUCUGGCAACGAUGUACACUGCCCAGGUUGGUUUCACGGUGGCAGUACUCACCAUCUCCAUUGGUCUGGUGCAGAUAGGUAUUGCCUCCAGACAGCUGGCGGAGGCACGGGAAUGA
Messenger RNA from Aspergillus puulaauensis, 1590 nucleotides. RefSeq lists its product as uncharacterized. The coding region runs from base 1 to 1590 and encodes 529 amino acids. The record is from RefSeq and is a predicted model, not a curated record. Lineage: Eukaryota; Fungi; Ascomycota; Eurotiomycetes; Eurotiales; Aspergillaceae. The transcript has 2 exons.